This is a messenger RNA of Anguilla anguilla (European eel), 9878 nucleotides long. RefSeq names its product immunoglobulin superfamily, member 10 (gene igsf10). Gene Ontology annotation, cellular component: extracellular region. The record is from RefSeq and is a predicted model, not a curated record. Bases 477 to 8444 code for a protein of 2655 amino acids. Gene Ontology annotation, molecular function: protein binding. The transcript is spliced from 7 exons. Lineage: Eukaryota; Metazoa; Chordata; Actinopteri; Anguilliformes; Anguillidae.
UUAUAUCGUUCGGACUCGCACGUUUGCUAUUUGCCAUAUUUGAAUAUGAGUGAGAGUGUGAGCUUGUAUGCUCAUAAGUAGUCUUGCCGACGCACGGGAGUCUUGUCCUGCAGGAUUGAAAAAGACCGGCCACAAGGAAUAUCGGGUGGGUGGGAACAAGAUUCUCGCGCUCUGAACAUACACGCUACACGUCCUCCAGCAUUCACGGUUGUCUGCAAUUGAGAUACAGCGACAGCGGAGCAUAUUGGAUGGAACUUCUGACAUAGUGGCGAUUACUUUGUUUGCAUCCCUACGGAUUUUACAAGCAACUUUUUGAGGAACGAAAAAGUGGAUUUAUUAUAUUUUGCCAUCUUUGCGUAACAUCUUUUUUAUGUAAAGAUGCAAAGGUGGUGCGGACAGUUUAUCUGAUCAAGUAUCCAAUUUAAUGGCCAAGUGACCCUUUCUCCCAUGGUGAAUGAAACCCAUCUCCCGCCAUAAUGAACGCCCUCAGUCGAGGAAAUCCGUGCCUGCGAAGGGAGUUAUUACUGUUUCUCUGUUUCCUUGUGCAAGCAAUUCCCACAGGUAGUGCAUGCCCCAAAUCGUGCGCGUGCUAUGUUCCCGCCGAAGUGCACUGCACCUUCAGAUACCUGACAGCAAUACCAGGAGCGAUCCAGCCUACUGUGGAACGUAUGAACCUGGGAUCUCUCUCCCUCGCUUUCAGAUACAACAGUUUAAGUGUAUUGAAAGAGCACGACUUUUCUGGAUUGAGGAAUCUGGAACUGUUAAUGUUGCAUAGCAACACCAUACACAAGAUAGAAGACAAGGCCUUCGAUGAUCUCCAGUCCUUGCAGGUCCUGAAGAUGAGCUACAACAGAGUGAAAGAGAUCAACAAGGAGACUCUCCAGGGCUUGAAGAGUCUGGUCCGGUUGCACAUGGACCACAACCGGAUUGAGUUCAUCAACCCUGAGGCCUUCUAUGGCCUGACUGCGCUGCAACUGGUGCAACUGGAGGGAAAUCUCCUUCAGCAGCUGCACCCUGACACCUUUGUCACCUUGCGCUACAGCCAGAUCUUCAAGGUGUCCUCCGUUAAGAACAUAUACCUGUCUGACAAUGCCCUGAGCAGCCUACCUGCUAGCAUCUUCUCCCACUGCACCCAGCUGGAAAAUCUGUAUCUCCAUGGCAACCCCUGGUCAUGUGACUGCCGUAUGGAAUGGUUUGUGGACUGGGCAGAGAAGAACACAGGGAUACUGAAAUGCAAGCGGGAUAGGAAGUAUGCUAGGGGUCAGCUCUGUCCUGUGUGUGAAUCUCCUGCAGCCUCCAGAGGCAAGAUCCUUGCUCAGGUACCACGUACUGCCCUGUCCUGUACUAAGCCUUGGAUUUACCCUCACUUAAAGCAAAAAAACAUCACUGUGGAUGAGGGGGAAUACUCCCCUGUGACCUCCAAGGAUUUCAUUGCACCCAUUGGACUGAUGGUGAUGAACAUGACCGAUCAGUUUCAUAAUGAUGCUAGUGUGGUCUGCACUGUCCAGAGGCCUUCAGGGAUGGAGAAUCUGACUGUAAUACAUGAUGAAGACAUCAUGACGAUGAGUGUAUCUGUUGCCACAUCCCUUAUCUGUAAUAUCGACUACGAGCACAUUCAGAAGCUGUGGCGCAUAUUGGCCACCUAUAGUGACUCACCCAUGCGGCUGGAGAGGGGGCUGCUGCUUGCCAAAACACCAGAAAUGAUCUACAGGUACCAGCAAAGGAGGCCAGGACAGAAUGAGGAUGAGGUCUUUACUGCCAUAGAGACAGAGAUCAAAGCUAACCCUGCAUGGCUGAUGCAGGGUGAGGUCACAUUACAGCUUGACCGUACGACUACCACCUUCUCUACUCUGCAUGUUAAGUAUACAUCCACUGUUCAGCUGCGAAUGGAGAACAAAGCACAGAGGAAGGACAGAUACAGUUGGGCAAUGAUCAAAAGGGACAACCUCACCAAAACCGAGCAUUCUGUUCUAACCGGUGGGGUAGCUGACUUGAACUGUCAGACUUGGGGUGACCCAAAGCCUUCCAUCGACUGGAUCUUAUCUGAUGGCAGCAAAGUUCGUGCACCAUACAACAGUGAAGACCGAAGGAUUGUUAUCACAGACUCAGGAAGACUCACCCUGAGGGCAGCAGACACCUCAGACUCUGGACUGUACCGCUGCAUUGCAACAAACUAUCUUGAUGCAGAUGUGUUGACUUUCCGGAUUACAGUUUUGUCUCCGGAUGUGGAAGCAGAUGAUGUGAAUGGAGUGCAGCUCUCAUACUCAUUGGGUGACAGCUUGCUUCUAGACUGUGAAUCUUCUGGUAACCCUAAAGCAUCCAUUCAGUGGAUCUUACCGGACCACACAGUGUUAGACAGGUCUUAUGGGAACAAGAAAAUAUAUGAAAAUGGCACUUUGGGAGUACAAGAGCUAACUCAGAGGGACCGUGGGUUUUAUAGAUGUCUUGCUGGCAAUUAUUUGGGGGUGGAUAUGGUAGCCUCUCAGAUUACCAUUUCAGGAACUGAGAAAAAUAGCAAUGUGCUUUUAGAAGGUGAGGGGUCAGGGAGUGAGCUUGAGUCCAACUCAGAGGAAAGUGAAAGUCACAAUGAGCUAACUCCUUCUGGCCCCUCCCACAAAACAAGUCAAGAGUCAAGAACUAUCACCUCAGAUAGGCCGUACCCCAGACAUAGGUUCUCACACAGCAGAACCUCUGGUGAUAUCACCCAGAGAAGGCAUGGCCCCUCCACCAGAAGGCGCAACUGGGGAGCUAGGAGAAUCUUUGGCAAUACUUCCAAGAAAGUAGACCCUCAGAAAUGGGAAGAGUUCAUGAAAAGGGCACAAAAAGGUAAGACGACAGAGGAUGAGGAAGAAACUCAGACUGGGAGGAAAAACACAAAGACUAAUAAUCCAGUGUCCGAGAUCUCUGGGGAUGAGGAGGUGGGCUCAGGAGAAAGCCUUUCUGAAGAACAGCUCAUCGUCAUUCCAAGCACUGUCAUGACAAGUACAGUGAGACCUGAGGUAACUACUAGAUUGAUGCCCAAAACUACUGAGGCACUGACAGUAUCCCCAUCUCCCCGUCUCACUACUAGUCGCCGGGAAGCAGAGAGAAAUGCAGUAACACCAGUUAUAAGUCCACUUUAUCAUUCUGUUACACCUAGUGCUGUUGAUCUGUAUGCUCUUGAGAGAAGCACAAACAGACCUCUGAAUCUGCCAGUAACUGUGAAGCUCAAAGUAACUGAUUCAACCAGUGAGAUGCGGCUGAGGAUCUCAGGUGAUGCCCUGGAGACAGUCACAGAUGUAACACCCCUGCUCAUGAUGCAGUACCCAAAUGUGACCAUGAUGGACAGCCCAGGCCUAAGGUCUGAGCCAGUGAUCCACACAUCGACUGACCCCGAUGGCCAGACCACAUUUACGGCAGUCACUACUACUGAACAUGAGCAAGAUGAGAUCACAUUCCACACCACUCAGAGGAUCACAUCACCCAGAAUUCCUGCAGGAUCCACUAUAAUCUCCCAUCAGCAGAUCCACAUCAUCCCCCCUAACAAACAGCGUGUGGGUAGGAGGCGCAACUUUCCUAACAGGAGGAGGGUUUUUAAGCCCAGCAGAAUCAAUGACAUCCAUGCAUACCUGAACAAACUAAAGAAGCCCACAGAAAAGCACAAAGGCAAUUCCACAGUCCCAUCUACUGUGGAACUCACCACAGACAACCCUGCUAUAGAGAAAAAUGAAAACAGCAUAAUUUCUGAGACAAAAUACACUCUGGCCUACGAUACUGGAUCAAAGCCUAAACCUAAUAUUCACAGCUCUUCCCUGCACAAUACAGAGAAGCCAACUAUGGUGGCUCUGGAAAAUCCACUCCUCAGUUCUACCACUUUACCACCUGUGACAAAAACAUAUUUCCGGAAAGUAAAAUCCACCACACAACCACCCACUACUGACUCACAUUUCAGAUCAGAGGGAUUCACUAGAUUUAUGACGUCUGCAGAUGCUCCAGUGCUUCAGACAACACAGGAUCCUAGGGAGUUGGAGAGAAACUCAGCACAUACUGACAAACUAAGCUCCACUAUAAAGCCUACUACAAGACCCUCUAAAGUUAUCCGAGGUAGAAUUCCCUGGGAAAAACUGUUUGGGACUAAGCAGGGUCAAAAAGAGCUCCUCAGCAGGUUACGUAAGCCUGUGAAGCUAACAACCACAACAGAAACCCUAACAACAGUUAAAACCACACCCACUACUGCCCCAGCAAGGACUACGACCCUCUUUCCCACAACAAGAUAUUUAGUUCCACUUAUAACAUCCCAAAGGAUAUCAUCUGGAAAGACACCUAUCAUUCAGCCUUCACAGACUUCACCUGAUGAUUUUUCAGGGUCUUCUUUCACUUCUGAAUCUCAGACUGUGUCUAGAGUUGCCACUGCUUCCUCAACCAUAUCACUGCCAGGUGGCAACCAAAAAGAAUCAGUGGGUCGGGCUCCUACAACAGCACCUAGCUUUGCAUUAAGAUUUUCCACCACUACAGAAAUCUCACCAUUUGCUGAAACCCUAGAAACCCCACCAACAGCAAUGACUGCUACCACUGAAAAGAGAUUUGAAGGUUCAUUUGGCUCUGCCUCUGGUUCAGGGGGGUCUUCUGCUGAACCUGUGAACAGACUUGGGUUCCCUCGGAGGCCAAUUGGUGGACCCCGGAGGAUAGGCAUAAGGCGUAGAAGGCCAGGCAAAAAAAUUACUGUGGUAACCCCCAAUACGAAAAGAACUAUGGUGACAGAAUCUCUAACAACAUCACCCUCUAGGACGGUUUCACCCAUACGCACAAACAUUCCCUCCACAACACUGGACCCAACAUUGACCAUAAUAGAUAAUAGGAAAUCCACAACACCUUCUAUCUCCAAGACUUCAGGAGGUGAUACCACUAAAGACUCAGAAAAAGAUAGCUGGAGAGGUCCAACUAGGGCUCUCACCACUAGCCGUCCAAGAGCAUACACUACAACUGCAAGGCUUAGAACAACUACAACAAAACCAACAACCGUUAAAACCAUAACCACAUCAAGGUCUUAUACUACAUCACAACCGCGCACCACCUCCACAGCAAGCAGUAGUGAAAGUGCUACAAAAGCCAUAAGAAUAAACACUGACGUUAGGCUCCCCCCAGGAAGGGAAAGUAAACAUCCAACACCUUCUGUAAGAAAGGUCCAACCCACUGUAUUUUCUCACAAGGACAGCAAAUCUGGGACCAGACUUGGAAGCAACCAGCCACAUCCUAAACCAACACCUUCUUUGUCCAGAAUUAGAACAAAACCCUCAGAAUCCAAACAGGAUUUGGAUCAGUCUGAGGUGACAGACAGGACACAGACUAUGAAAUUCGAUACCUUGAUCAUUCCUACAACAGAACAGGGCUACACCACUUCCACUGUGCCUUUCAGCAGUAAUAUGGACAGUGAAACAUCCCACAAAUAUGACCAGCUUAAUGGGCAUCAGACAACCACCUCCAAUAUGAUAGGACUUGAGCUGUCCACAGGGGACAUGCCAUCCAAGCCUAGGAUCAUUGGAGGCAAUGCAGCAAGCUUCACUGUCCUGUCUAACUCAGAUGCCUUCCUGCCCUGUGAGCCCGUGGGUCAUCCUGAGCCGACAAUCAGCUGGAAACGCUUCUCUUCUGGGACAGGGAGCACCUUGACCAUAAGGGGCAAGAUGGGUAAAUUUGAGAUGUUCAAGAAUGGCACUCUUUUGAUUCAGAAUGCCAACAUUAAGGACCGUGGGCAGUACCUGUGCCUAGCAGAGAAUGACCAUGGCUCAGACAAGCUCCUGGUCAUGUUGUCUGUGGUUUCCUACCCAUCACGCAUCCUGGAGCCAAAGGUGAGGGAGAUAAAGUCCCAUACUGGGGACACAGUGGAAGUUAAGUGCAGGACUGAUGGUCGGCCGACACCCGUCGUCUCCUGGAUCCUGGCCAACCAAACUCAAGUGAGAGGCUACAACACAGACCGUGGCAGGGUGAGCGUGACCGCUGAUGGGACUCUAGUCAUCCAGCAGGUGACUGUAUUUGACAGGGGACACUAUAAGUGCAUCGCCAGUAACCCAGCAGGAGCAGAUACUGCCACUGUCCGGCUGCAGGUUGUGGCUGCGCCCCCUGGGAUCCUGGAGGAAAAACGGCAGCUGGUCAACGUUGUGAGUGGGGAGAGCCUGAAGCUCCCCUGUACUGCUCAGGGCAGCCCACAGCCUACUGUGCACUGGGUACUCUUUGAUGGAACAACGGUCAGACCUCUAAAUAGCCAUGGUAACAAGGCAUCUGUUUUAGCCAAUGGUACAUUGCUCCUCAGAGGCCUGGCAGGCUCGGACAGCGGAAUGUACGAAUGCAUCGCCACCAGCUCCACGGGGUCUGAAAGAAGGGUGGUCAGCUUGACUGUGGAGCAGACCGAGACCAUGCCCCACAUUGUGGAGUUGUCUCAGCGUAACACGGAGCUGAAUUAUGGGGGCCGGCUCUGGCUGAACUGCACUGCUGUGGGGGAGCCCACGCCCAAGAUCCUCUGGAGGCUCCCUUCGAAGGCACUUGUCGACCAGGUACACAGGAUGGGCAGUCGGAUUCAUGUCCUGGACAAUGGAACCCUGAUCAUUGACCCUGUGAGUGAGAAGGACGCUGGAGACUAUCUCUGCAUUGCUCGCAACAAGAUUGGAGAUGACCUACAGCUUAUGAAAGUCUCUGUGUCCAUGAAGCCAGCCAAGAUCAUGACCAAACCUUUGGGUAAGAAACAGGUACCCUAUGGCAAUGACCUGAAGGUGGACUGUAAGGCCUCUGGCUCACCCGAGCCAGAGAUCUCCUGGGGCUUACCGGACGGCACAGUGUUGAACAGUGUGAUGCAGUCAGAUGACAGCAGGGGGCGCACACGACGCUACAUCCUCUUCGACAAUGGAACUCUCUAUUUCAACAAGAUAGGGAUGACAGAGGAGGGGGACUACACCUGCUACGCUGAAAACACACUGGGCAAAGAUGAGAUGCACGUGCAUAUCAGCGUGUUGACAGCAGCCCCACGCAUCAGGCCGUCCAGCCGCACCUAUGCCAGGGUGAAACCAGGUGGGAACGUGCGCUUCGACUGCGAGGCCGUUGGUGAGCCCAAGCCAAAGAUCCUCUGGAUGUUGCCCUCUAAUGACAUGAUUGCUGCCUCCAACGACCGCUACCUAAUGCACGUGAAUGGAUCGCUGGACAUCCGGGAUGUCAAGUUAGUCGAUGCCGGGGAGUAUGUGUGCAUGGCUCGCAAUGCUGCUGGGGAUGACAGAAAGGUUUACAAGCUGGACAUUGAUGGAAACCCCCCUGUCAUCAACGGCUACCGCCAAAAUAGAACUGUCAUCAAAGACACCGCCUCCAAGUAUUCCAGGAAGCUGAUUGACUGCAGGGCAGAGGGAAGCCCGCCACCCAAGAUCACCUGGAUCAUGCCCGACAACAUCUUCCUCUCGGCCCCCUAUUACGGGAGCAGGAUCAACGUCCACCCCAAUGGGACGCUGGAGAUCCGAAACGUGCGCCCCACAGACACAGCUGAGUUCAUCUGCAUGGCACGGAAUGAUGGCGGGGAGGCGGUCAUGGUGGUCCAGCUGGAGGUCUCUAGCAUGUUGAGGAGACCGAUCUUCAAAAAUCCCUUCAAUGAGAGAGUGGUGGCACGCUUGGGGAAGACCACUGUGCUGAACUGCUCAGCCGAUGGGCAUCCAACACCAGAGAUCAGUUGGUUGUUGCCCAAUGGAACACGCUUUACCAAUGAUGCUCGGACGCCUCACCACCAUCUGGGGAGCGAUGGAAACUUAGUCAUUUACAACCCCAGCAGGGAAGACACGGGUAAAUACCGGUGCUCUGCUAAGAACAAGAUGGGCUACAUAGAGAAGCUGGUGGUCUUGGAGGUGGGACAGAGGCCGUACAUAGUGACUCGUCCUCGAGGAAUCAUCCGCAGUGUGUCUGGGGAAUCCUUGUUUCUCCACUGCCUCACUGAUGGCAGCCCCCGACCUACUAUCUACUGGACCGUCCCGGGGGGCCAAGUCUUGUCUCGUCCGCAGGUGAACGGUCGUUUCCACCUCCUGGAAAAUGGGACCCUUGUUGUGCGGGAGACGACCUUCCACGACCGUGGAAACUACUUGUGCAGAGCUAAGAAUGAUAUGGGUGAGGCUGCGCUCACUGUCCCAGUCAUCAUCAUCGCCUACCCUCCGCGCAUCACCAAUGGGCCUCCGUCAACCAUGCGGGCAGCGGUGGGAGUGCCUGUGCAGCUUAACUGCAUGGCCAUUGGGAUCCCCAAACCUGAGAUCUCAUGGGAGCUGCCCGACCGCUCUGAACUGUCCACAGCUAAUAAGGGCCGGCCCACUGGCACAGAGCUGCUCCACCCCCAGGGAACACUCGUCAUUCAGAGACCCACCAGCUCCGAUUCCGGAGCCUACAAGUGCAUAGCCAAGAAUCACAUGGGCACAGACUCCAGAACCACGUACAUCCGGGUGAUGUGACAGCCUGAAGAGGGCAAAGAUCUCAGGGUCAACAAUCGAUUUCAGAUGGUUGGCACCUGCACAUGCACACCCCACUUUCUAUACCAGUGCAAAACACAUGACUGCAAGGAGGAAAUGUAACUUUAUCCUGUGCUGACCAUUGAGGGUACUACUUGUGGAAUGUCUGAGUUUACUUACAUCUCACAACAGUGGGCAGGGGAUGAAUAAUGAGUGAUCAGACAGAGAAGCAGAGAGAGAGAGAGACUCUACAGUGCAGAGGCUUGUGGCCCGGGAAUAGUGUUUUUUCAUUGUAAUGAUAUGGGCUCUGGAAACUUCUCAGCUUUCUCAUUCACACACUUAGAGGCAAAGAUCUGAGAAACACAUCCCUGUAUCAACUGUGAGUGCUAAAGUGGACAUUCCUCAAUAGCCUGACCCAUGCAACAAAUGAGGUAGAGAGAAGAAGAGAGGUUUGGGAUAGGCAGAGACUUUAAAAAACCAGUCUAAGGUUUAUACUUUUGCAACAUUUUAGAGCGAUGUUCAGUUUUCUUAUAUAAAGCCAUAUCUACCCAUAUACCUUUGGUGUAUGCUGAAAGAUGUUUUCUACCAAUUGUACACACUGGAUAUAUUUUGAUAUCAGAAUUAUUGCAUUCUUCACCCAGAUGAUUUUUGUAAGGCUUGUACCAAAUUACAGGUGUUUUUAAAAAAAUCUUUUUUCUUCUUUUGGUUUGGCUUUCAGUUCUACAUGUGUUGUUUUUGCUUUUGAUAUAAAUCGCCUCAUAUGGAUGUAAAUUAAUUAUACACAUUUAUUUUUUAAAUGCUGUUUAUACAAUUUUUCAACGACAUCACAAAGUAAAUUCAAAUGUACAUCAUCACAUUUAGUAGAUAAUAUAUUUAUGCAUUUUUAUGAAUGUCUUAUUUUUUUUGUAUAUAUCAAUACAUUUUUUGGUACCCAAACAGACAAUUAAACAAAACGUGAUUGUCAAGUUUUCAUGAAACAAUGUUGUACUUGGAGAGCUGUGGCUAAAAUCCACAAUUCAGGUUAAGGAAACACAAGAUUAGGGAAACUGCAUAAAGCAAGGCCACUGUACAAAUACAAUAAAUGCAUAUCACGGGAGUAACAACAUGCACAAUAUUACAUUACUUUAUAAAUAUAGGUGCAGAGCAGUCAGUAACACACUGACAUAGAAAGCCUAAGAAUUGUAAAUAAAAGCAACCAUUCUUCAUCCAUUAUAGCAAAAUUAUUGUAUUAUGCUAGGUAUUCAGUGCCUAAAAGUGACCUUGCUGCUGUUGUACUUCUGUCAUGUUUUUGUACAUAGCCUGCUUACUGCAAGAUUAUGUGCCAUACAAGCUAUAUAACUCAGUUCAACAAGAGUCGGAUUCCGUGGGGUUGCUUUCCAUGUCCCUUCAAGUAGUAGGACAAGGACUUUUGACCACCCUUAUGAAAAUAAAAAAAGU